GUGAAAUGGGGAAAGACUUUGGUGGGGCAAUUGGCAAUUGGCUGUGGUUCAGUGUGGGAAGCGCGACUCUCUCUCUGGGGCAACGGGCAUCGGCGCGAUGAUCGGCCGGGCUUGAACAUCCCGAAUAUCCCGCUAUAAUUAUCCCACCUACUACGUACAGACACAACAUGAAUUAACAUCAACUGAAAUGGGAGAGCCGCAAAGCGCAUAUUGAUCGGCCGACGAUUCACCCACCUCUCCAAAGCGACCUUCCCAUCCAAAGGGGUUGGAUAUGGCUGCCCCGCACAGGGAUGACGGAGCCAUCUUCUCCUUGGCUCUGCAAGAUGUGUCCUUUACAGUUCCAGCACGGGUAUGGUAGGUGAAUUAGGCAAUAAAUUUAUUACUGUAUAGAUAAUUAUGGCAUAUAUCAACGUAUAUAACCCGGUGAUACCUCCGAACAAUGCAGUUGUUCCAUUAUACACUGCGUUUAGGGAGCGAUAGUGACUAGAAACAGAUAUUGAAAUCGACAUUGAUUAUAAUACUACCUUGCGUCACUGCACCAGAUAUAAUGGCUGUGGCAGAUCCACCUUCAUCCGAAUCAGAGCGUGGAAAUUCGAACGCUUUAGUCGGUCACCUCAAUGGCAGCGGCAAUAUCACCUCAAAUGGGAGUUCCUCGCUGGUAUUCGAAACGCAAGAAAAUCCCCUCUCCCCCGUUGCACGCACCAAGCAGCUAGACGUCGAUAUGCAGAAGUUGUUCGGCGAGUCACGAGCCGGCAAGAUCUGGAGGACUGCUGCCCAUCUUUCGCCAGCUGGGGGCUUUCCCGAACACGUCCUCCCCUCAGGCGAAACAGCUGGUAAAUAUAUAAGCCGUGAAGCCACCUUCUGGACAUGUGGGUUUUUCCCUGGCAGUGUGUACACUUUGCUCGAGCGGAGUGUCAGAUUUCCCCAAAACUUCCCCAUUUCCGACCCUGAGAUCGACCGCACAAAUUUGCACGAGCAGCUCCUUGACCUAUGUCAAAUAUGGUCCGAACCACUGCAUAGUAUGGCGCUUCGACGAAACACGCACGAUAUUGGGUUCAUCAUCAUGCCCGCGCUGCGACUUGAUUGGGAGUUGACAGGCAAUGCGCGAAGCUUCAAGUCCAUCUUGACCGCUGCCGAGAGUCUAGCAUCACGGUAUGAUGAGCGAGUGGGCGCAAUUAGGAGCUGGGAUAAACAGUUUAGCAAUCGCUACAGCAUCACGGACAAGGAAGAGAACUUCUUAGUUAUCAUUGAUAGCAUGUGCAAUCUCGACCUUCUCUACUACGCUGGCCAUCACACAGGUAAUCAGCGAUACAUCAACAUCGCUACUGCGCAUGCACACGCUGUUGCGAGAGCCAUCAUUCGACCUGACGGCUCGAGUUUCCAUGUGUGCAAUUUCCAUCCUCAAACAGGCGCUAUUCAGCGACAGUUCACACAUCAGGGAUACAAGGACAAGUCAACAUGGAGUCGUGGCCAAGCAUGGGGCAUCCUCGGCUUCGCCCAGACGUACGCCUGGACCAAAGAUCCCGCGAUCCUGCAAGCAGCCACCGCAUUGUCUGAUCACUUCUUGAAGCAGCUUGCAUCCGCGACGCACCACCACCCAUAUGUGCCACUGUGGGAUUUCGACGACAAUGAGCCGUCCUUAUUGCGAGAUACAUCCGCUGGCAUGAUCGCUGCUAACGGCUUACUGAUCCUUCACCAGCAACUUGCUACCGAGAGAUCACCUUAUCUGGAUGCAGUGCGGCACAUCGUCAAAGAUACUGUCGAUCUCUCCCUCGCGACAGAUCUAGCACCACUUAAAGUCAAUGCAGCCUCUGGCAAGAUCGAAGUCGCCGAGCCCGAUUGGGCAUCGAUAUUAAAGAAUGCAACGGCAAAUAACAAUGAGUUCGCGAUAUUUCGCUACAGCGAUCAUGGCCUAGUGUAUGCAGAUUAUUAUUUCUUAGAACUAGGCAAUAAAUUGCUAAGGAUGGGAUUAGUUUGAUUUAAUAGCAUUUUCUUAGGGGCUAAGUUUUUAGGAAGGAAAUUAUUAAAUCUUUGUUAUUUAUUCUAGACUAUUGUUUGUACGUUAGGAAUACUAAAAUGGGG
Pseudogymnoascus verrucosus is the source of this 2082-nucleotide messenger RNA. RefSeq lists its product as uncharacterized. Gene Ontology annotation, biological process: polysaccharide catabolic process. Lineage: Eukaryota; Fungi; Ascomycota; Leotiomycetes; Thelebolales; Thelebolaceae. Gene Ontology annotation, molecular function: chondroitin hydrolase activity. The coding region runs from base 548 to 1978 and encodes 476 amino acids. The transcript has 4 exons. The record is from RefSeq and is a predicted model, not a curated record.